AUGGCGAGUCACGAGUCUAGCAGAAGUCUGCCAAACCCAACCCCUUGUUUGAGCUAUUGGCAACGGACCACGCGGGGGUUUCAACAUUUGUAUGAAAACACAGAUGUACCCCUACCAUCAAUUUCUCCAUAUGUCAUUGUUGGCUCCGGUAUCGCUGGUGGCCUGACUGCGUUCGAAUUAAUUGAAGGGGGUGUCAAGGCGGAAGAAAUCGUCAUUUUGGAAGCGCGAGAGGCAGCGAGCGGUGCUAGUUCACGAAACGCCGGGCAUGUGCGACCAGACGCCUUCAGGGGAUUUAGUGCCUACUCUAAAGUCCAUGGUGACGAGCAAGCUCUCAAGAUCAUCAACAACGAGCGACUUGUUCUCGAACGAGUCGCGCAAUUCACCAAGAAGCACAACGUUGGAUGUGACUUUCACCUGACUUCCACCUUUGAUGUUUGCAUGACUCCAGAGUUUGCUGCGUACGAGGCAGAAAGUCUACAGGCUUUCAAACACGCCGGCGGCGAUACUUCGCACAUCAAAUUUUACAAAGGAGCGGAAGCAGGAAAAAAGACACGAGUUCCAGGCGCUGUAGCAGCAUACGAGUGGCCAGCAGGGUCAAGUCACCCAGCAAAACUGUCGCAAUUCCUCCUCGCUGCGGUCAUUGCCAAAGGUGCAAAGCUAUUUACGUUCUGUCCUGCGACCGAAGUCAAAGGCCAAGGUCCGGACUCCAACCUCUGGGAUGUGCACACCUCUCGUGGGAUAAUUACCGCCGAGAAAGUGAUUCACUGUACGAAUGCUCAUGCUGCUCAAUUGUUGCCACAGCUGGAGCCCUAUAUGCGACCAAAUCGGGCUCAAGCCCAGUCUCUCGUGCCGGUGCCUGCUUUCUCGGGAGCAGGAAUCUUGCAAUCUACUUAUUCGCUGCGUUACAGUCUUCAUCAUUUCUACUCUUUGAUUCAGCGCCAAGGGGAUGGCACAUUGGUCUUGGGUGUCUCACGAUCGAAUCCAACACUCAGCCCCGAAACCAUUGCCAGUCGGUUGAGCACCGAUGACUCUCGAUUCAACGACGAAAUUGCCCAAGACGCAUUGCAGAGCUUUGGCAAUUUAUUCCCGGAUUAUUCCUACGAUGCUACCAUGCACGGCGAAGGCUUAGAUCACGCUUGGACUGGAAUUAUUGGAAUGACAACGGACUCGGUUCCCUUUGUCGGUGCAAUUGAGUCUCUACCGGGGCAAUAUAUCUGCGCAGGGUUCAACGGCCACGGCAUGGCCCGCAUAUUUACCUGCGCCCCCGGCCUCGCUAAACUUGUGCUUGGUGCGAAUUGGAGCGACACCGGUCUCCCAGAAUGCUUCCAAUCCAGCAAUGAACGACUGUCACGACUAUCAGAGGGAGAUUUGCCAUCAAUUUGGUGA
Messenger RNA from Penicillium salamii, 1386 nucleotides. The record is from the annotation of a GenBank genome assembly. NCBI's taxonomy places the organism in Eukaryota, Fungi, Ascomycota, Eurotiomycetes, Eurotiales, Aspergillaceae.